Soboliphyme baturini is the source of this 534-nucleotide messenger RNA. Lineage: Eukaryota; Metazoa; Nematoda; Enoplea; Dioctophymatida; Soboliphymatidae. The record is from the annotation of a GenBank genome assembly.
AUGGUUUGCCGAGAAGUUGGCACUCGGUCGCCGAUUGGCGACUGCCGCCAGCCACAGCCGCGAGUAACGAACAUGAAGACGACGGACAUGUGCUCUUCAGGGAGGGGCUCAGGUUUCGCCUCUCUGCUCGGUUCGCGGUGGCCGUCAACGAGAAAGGUUCCCAAGAAGAGUGUUGUCAGCGGAGGCUGUUGUCCUCAUCCACCUCCCAUCCCUCCGUACCAGCGCAGCGGUAAACCUCAUCGUCCAACCGUUUCCACCGUUUGCUUUGUCGUCAUGCUGCUGCUACCGCAACCGCCAAUAUUUACCGUAUGGCAUCUGAGCCGACUGCACCGGACGGACGGUCGACAAACCAGCGACUUUGCCUUGUCGCCUGCUGACCCCAAAAUGGAUAUGGUCAGUGGCUGUGAUUCAUUGACCAAUGAAGCCGGUGCUUCGAAGACUUUUGGCUUUACACAGGUACCGUACUACCGUCGACACUUCACUGGUUUUUAUCAUUCGUUCGACGUAUUUACGCCCAUAAAACAAUCGUUCUAA